GUGGGUGUGCAUCGCGUGCGUAGGAGUGUAACUUUCUUUUUGUGUCAUUGACUUCAUCAUCCUCAUCAUCAUCAUCGUCAUCACGCGACAAUCAAUCAUGAUCAUUUCUUUGACCGGCUGAUUAUACAAAACGAGAUGGAGGAUUUUAUGUCAUGCAGCCAUCCGGCUCGCGUUUCUGGAAUGUGUGUUGUUUGUGGAAAAGUGUUGGACGAAGAAGAAUUAAGACAACUUGAUGGUGGAGAACAACUUCAUGAUAUUUCAGGCGUUCAAGUUACAACGGCAGAAGCGGCAAGAUUGGAUUCGGAAAGUACAAGAAGGCUGCUAGAACAAAGAAAAUUGGCAUUAAUUGUUGAUUUAGAUCAAACAAUCAUUCAUGCAACUGUUGAUCCUACUGUUGGAGAAUGGAUGAAAGAUCAAUCCAAUGCAAAUUAUAAAGCUUUGGCAGAUGUUGGGAAGUUUCUCUUAGGCGUUGACGGGAAAGCUGAUGGAUGUUGGUACUACGUCAAGCCUAGACCUGGAUUACAGAACUUCCUUACCCAACUCAGCGAACGCUAUGAGCUACACGUCUAUACGAUGGGAACACGAACAUAUGCAGAAAGCGUUUGUAGGCUGGUUGACCCGGAUGGAUCGUUGUUCGGCGCCCGAAUCAUAUCUCGGGAUGAGAACGGUAGUCUUUUACAAAAGAGUCUAAGCAAACUGUUCCCGAUGGAUACAUCCAUGGUUGCCAUCAUCGAUGAUCGUGCGGAUGUAUGGCAAUGGAGCCCAAAUCUGGUUCGUGUCACUCCUUUUGACUUCUUUGUGGGGAUCGGAGAUAUCAAUGCUUCUUUCUUGCCGAAAGCACUUGAAGCUGAAGCUAAAGCAGAAGAUGACGCUGCAAAAACUGUUGCAGAACAAAGUCAAAAGACUGCAGUGAGCGAACAAUUAGAUGCUAGACCAUUGGCAAAAAUGCAAGAAGCCUUAGAAGGAGAUGGUUCAAAAAAAACAGAUCGGGAACUGUACAAGCUGCAUGAAGUUCUUAAUGAUAUUCAUACAAGGUGGUAUACCGAUUACGAUAAGCGAAAAUCCCAGGAAGAGAAACCUUCAAUCACUCAAAUCAUCUCGCAAAUUAAAACCGCUGUCUUGGACGGCUGUACAUUUGUAUUCUCAAGCAUUGCUCCUGUCAAUCAAGAUCCAGGAUCUACCGAGCUAUGGCGAUUGGCAACAGAAUUCGGAGCUGUAUGUAAGCGAUCUUUAGAUUCAAAGGUUACGCACGUAAUUGCUGCAAAACAAGGAACGGAAAAAGUUAUAAAUGGACAUCGAAGAAAUAUACAUGUGGUAUGGUAUACAUGGCUACAGGAGUCUUGCACACGCUGGAGCCGUCAAUCUGAAGAUGGCUAUGCACUUCCGAACCCCACAAAGGAACAACUUCGCAGACCACCUCCUAGCAGAUUUGAUGAAAUGAAUUGGGAUGAAGCUAAUGAUGAAGUUGAUGCUGUUCUAAAUGGACUAAGCGAUGAUGAAAGCACUCUCAAUGGAGGCAAUACAAGUUCAGGUAGUAGUGAAGCAGGUGACCGUAGACAAGGUAGCAAGAUGAAACGUACACACAGCAAUACAUCAUUAAAUAGCUCAAAUGACAACAGCGUCGAAGAGGCAGAAGAUGGAAGUUCAGAAGCAGGAGGA
Meira miltonrushii is the source of this 1659-nucleotide messenger RNA. RefSeq names its product FCP1-like phosphatase. Gene Ontology annotation, cellular component: nucleus. The transcript is spliced from 5 exons. Lineage: Eukaryota; Fungi; Basidiomycota; Exobasidiomycetes; Exobasidiales; Brachybasidiaceae. The annotation marks the transcript as partial. Gene Ontology annotation, molecular function: RNA polymerase II CTD heptapeptide repeat phosphatase activity. The record is from RefSeq and is a predicted model, not a curated record.